Messenger RNA from Chaetomium strumarium, 2758 nucleotides. RefSeq lists its product as uncharacterized. Gene Ontology annotation, cellular component: membrane. Gene Ontology annotation, molecular function: monoatomic ion channel activity. NCBI's taxonomy places the organism in Eukaryota, Fungi, Ascomycota, Sordariomycetes, Sordariales, Chaetomiaceae. Gene Ontology annotation, biological process: monoatomic ion transport; transmembrane transport. Bases 162 to 2336 code for a protein of 724 amino acids. The record is from RefSeq and is a predicted model, not a curated record. The transcript is spliced from 5 exons.
CUUCCCCUCUUCCUAGAUUCGGGCGGAGGCAGCCUUCUCCUUCACUUUUCCCCGUUCUCGACGGCGAAGAGGCAGCUCAGGAGCGGCGGGAGCACUGUCGUAAACUACUCCUUUGCAAUUGGCGAAUAUCGCUCGGAAACCGGGUGCUGCAGGACUCCGAGAUGCCGAUCCGCGUUAAGUCACGUCCACAACAGGGCGAAGCGGCAUUGCCCCCGUCACCGAUAACUCGCCAAGCCCGGAUGUUCGGUUCGGGUGCGGAGCUUCCGGACAUCAGGCUGGAUGAUUGUUUCCGGGUGUUGGUCAAGAAGCUCUCAAUUUACAUUGCUGACACUGUUGUGUUACCUUCGACCUUUGAGCAGCUUAGGACCACGGGCGCCGGGGAAGGACUGCGCACGCUGGUCGACCAUCUAGCUCUCACCUGCACUCAUCCGGCCAUUGUGAAUGCGUUGCUAGCGCUCAAAUGGCACUAUGGCUCCAUCCUGGAAGACAAGGGGUUGAACGAGGCCCGCGCCAACGCCUGCGAGAUCGUGGCCUGGCGUUUCUUGACCCACCUCUCUGAGCGGGAGGCUGUCGAUUACUGUCUCUACGAGAUCCCGGAUCCGAAGGACUCGGAUGACCGGAGCAACAGCGACGAGGAAGAGGCCGUGGCCGAUGAGCACAGCGCCCUUCUGGGGCAGGCCCUGCGUGGCACGGCCAGUUCGGCCCGGGAGGUCCUUAGGCAGUCCGGAAGCAGCAAGCGCAAUCUGCUGAUGCACUCCAUCUCCCGGCUCACCAUGAGCAUGACGGCCGACAUGGAUGACGAUGAAGAGGACGAUGACCCCACGGCGCACUUUGCGAACCUCAAUGCCCUCGAGAUCGCCGCCAUCGCCGAUGCCAAGCGCUUCCUCAGCCAGGCCGUUGUCCAGAAGAUCAUCACGGGGAUAUGGAAUGGCGACAUCAUCUUCUGGGACAGCCUGUCGGUCCACUCGGAGAAGAAACCGCGCUUCUACAAGCCCGCCACGGCCGACCCCUUUUCACGCCUCCGCGUCCCCAAGUACCUCAAGUCGUUUGAGAUCUUGUUCUUUGCCAGCUUUCUCGGCCUGUACUACGCUGUGUUGGUAAUGGAGCGCGACCCGACCCGCCUCACGACCCUGGAGGUCUUCUUGUGUCUCUGGUUCGCUGCAUUCGCCUACGACGAGCUGAGCGAGUGGAUAGAUGCCGGCUCCAUCUUCUACGCAGCUGAUGUCUGGAACCUGUUUGACAUGGCCAUGAUCGGAAUUGGCGUUGGUUACUUUGUCUUGAGGGUCAUCGGAUUACAGACACACAAUGCCGGUCUUGUUGAGUUGUCUUUUGACAUCUUGGCUCUUGAGGCCCUUUUCAUGGUUCCGCGUGUCUUUUCCAUCCUCAGCUUGAGCCCUUACUGGGGUACUCUCAUUCCUUGCCUGAAAGAGAUGGGAAAGGAUUUCCUCAAGUUCAUGGUCCUCGUCGUUGUCAUCUAUCUAGGAUUCCUGACGACGUUCACGCUCGUCGGCCGCGAGUCCUACUCGCUCGGAUCCAUGACAAUGUACCUGACCAAGAUCUUCUUUGGUUCCAGUUAUGUUGGCUUCGACAUCAUGAAGGAGAUUGACCCGAUCUUCGGACCUCCUCUCAUGAUCCUCUUCAUAAUGCUCAGCUCCAUCCUCCUCACGGGCUCCCUCACAGGUAUGCUGUCCAACAGCUUCUCGCGCGUCAUCACCCACGCCCGCGAGGAGUACCUCUACGUCUACAGCGUCUACGUGCUCGAGGCGUCCACCAGCAACCGCCUCACCCACUUCUACCCGCCCUUCAACCUACUCGCCCUCGUCAUCUUCCGCCCGCUACGCCUGUUCCUCCCCUCAGACGCUAAGUUCCGCCAGGCCCGCAUCCUGCUCCUGAAGGCAACCCACCUCCCCAUCGUCGCCGCCAUCGAGUUCUACGAGUGGCUCCGCGGUGCCUCGGCCAGGGGUACGCCGUACAACGGCUUCCGCGGCCCGCGCCACGCCACCAUCGGCAGCCCCAACCCGGCCAAGCGUUUUGCGCAGCAGCAGCAGCGCCGCCAGCCGUCGUCGUCGUCCCUGCGCGCUGACUCGGCCGCCGCCGCCGCCCGGGACUUUGCCCUCCGUGCGCCCCCGAUUGGGCCGGGCGACUCGGUUGUCCUCACGCCGCAGCAGCGGCGCGCCGCCACCGAGGCGGCCGAGGAUGAGGCGUUUGGCGAGCCGUCGACCGAUGUCGAGGUGCGCAUUGCCGAUCUGGCGACCAAGAUUGAUCGGCUGACGGAGCUGGUGGUCGCGCUGCAGGCGCAGCAGACUCGGGGGCUGACGGAUGUUUCUGUUGUGUAGGGCCUGGAGGAGGGGGGGAAUGAAGAGCGGCGUGAGGCGUGAAGGCGAGGCGGGAGUUUGUGGGCUUGUAAGGGACUAUAUCGUGGUUGGUUGGUUGGUGUGUACAUUAUGGUGCGAUGUAGGUUUUCCCCGUUCUAUCCCUCCUUCUUCUUCUUGUUCUUGGGAGUUCCCGGUGCUUCAGAAGGUCUCUCUUUAUAUCUUGGUUGCAUCUGGCUUCGAGCAGCGUGGCGUCUUCGUGAGUGCUAUCAUAUUCCUGGUGUCGGAGAGCAUCGUCGUGUAUUUGUUCAUGCGUGGUGUGGUUAGUGUUAGUUAUAACAGUGUUAUGCAUGAUGAAGAAUAAUACCUAGAUUUACGCUACUGGCACCAAAAAAGCACAACAAAGCGCCAAGCGGGCAGAUGGCCGCUUGAGGGCUCUAAGAAUG